CAUCCCACUCAGAUCUCGGCAAGUUUUGUCCUCCCCACUGGCAUGCAUAGGUUUGAUGCACUGCACUUCCCUGGAUCGGAAGUCGACGAAGUUCUGGUGGGACUUCUUCAUGUGGACUCCUGUAUAGAAAGAUGCCAAUGCCCGUUGCAAUUCCCUGAGCCCCCACUGCUAUGACGACUCCAAGAUCGGCCAGAGUGCGGCAGGAAACUUGAGGUAUGUGAAACAGCAUGCUGGCUGGUCUCUUAUAGCGGUAUGUAUGCGUAUGUCCUUUCACACCCCAUGUCCUCUUUCACACUGCCUAACGUCUCCGCAAAGCUACAGCAAGAUAACGGUGUCAUUCCAUUGCACCCCAUAGGCACCCGUCAUACGUGUUCGAUGGAGCUCGAGCAAGUACAGAUACGUGCUGCUUCAAGCUUGUCAGGUACUCUCAUGCAGCAUACUAUCAAUUUUUAUCUCACGCAAAUGGUUGCAGAUCACCGAUUAACGUCAUCACCAGCUAUGAAGCAGCGGAAGGAAUCAGGGAAGCCAGUGCUUGCCGUUCUAUGCACCCUUCUGCACAUCAUUCUUGUGCUCCUCCAUGUGAUUAUUCUUGCGCUCGAAAUUUCGGGUAUUGAGCACCAUCUGGUCGUCCCAAUAACAUCUGGAAAUGAGACUUGGGUGACUACACUGAGUGCAUCAUCACAGGCCUUUUAUGCGAUUUACUGCACGAUACUCGUUUACCUGAUGCAACGAUUGACAUUCCUUAAGAACGUGACGCAACGCCAGACUGUAACCGUUCUUCACGAUACAGUGAAAGCCUGGAGGGGCCUUGGUUCGGCGCUGGAGUGUCUUUGGCGGCAAUCGACUGUCCUUGCAUCAUGGUGGAGCAUAUUAUCGAUAACGGUCUAUCUUGCAUGUGUUUUUACCCUUCACGUGGUUUCGUCGUCCAUCAUUCAAUUGCAAACUUUCAACGCGACCGUGGACGUGUCUGCUACGAAAUUUUCUUACUGGCCUAGUCCAGAUGUAGAUAUGGUGGCAAUCCAGUGGGAAACCAUCAGUGCAUUGGUUCCUACGCUAGGCCAAUUCACCGGUCUUCAGGACACGGGGCUCUAUGGUGCCACUCUGUACGACAUCGUCCAGCCUACCUAUAUAUCUGGCCAUGCCAUCGUCAAUGCGUCAUCUUUCAUGGCGAAUUGCGGAUUAGUUCGCAAUUCGAUGGUGAACUAUUCUCUUGAAAUUAACGCUGACGACAUCGAAUACUAUACACUCAACCCGCCUAUCUCAACGGUCAAUCAUACCAUGAAAUUUGGAGCCGGACUUGUGCAUCCAUACCCAGACCAGGUUACGAUAAAUCCUGCCAUCUCCUUGUUGUUUCCAGGACCGACUGUUGCUUUCACAAUCUCGACCGCUGUGAAUUCGAGCAACCUACCCGACAAUGAAACAAUUCAACACGUAUACUGGAAGUAUCCUCCAAUCCGCUUUAUAGGUAGUCCCCAGCCUCCCCUGAUCUCCCACAUGUACGACGUCCAUAUAGUGGCGUGCACUAUUGAUGUUCAACCCCGUGUCGCAACUGUCGAUGUCCAAACAAACCAACUACUAGGCCUUUACCCACCCCUUGGGCCUGUUCAUUCCAGGGAAUGGGAGGCAUGGUCUGCGCUGGAGGAAGAACCCAGUUGGGACAUUUGGUCACCGCCAUCAACUGGUGCAUUACAUCACGAGACAUGGCUUGUUUCUCCUUUCGCAAGCGGGGCACAUCAUCCUGUUGGCUGGUGCAUGAAUCAGGACCGAGCAUCAUGUUAUGGAUUAUCUCUUUUGGAAGUAUUUUUUAUGCAGCAGAUUGGAAUAGAUGUCGACUUCUCCGGCGCAAGGGGAUACGCAGGCUUCAUGAUCAAGGCUGGGGCCCCGCCAAUUCCGGAGAAGGUUCUGUGUAGCCGUGACCAAUUUGAGACGGCUCUAUCAAGGGCCUAUGCUGCAGUUCUGUGGACAGGCGGACAGCUCGGCGCCGACGGUGGUGGAUUCAAUCGGACAAUCGACACCACCACUAUUUCACAGCAGCUUCUGCAAUGGCACCUCGGUAUAAACGUAUGGCCCCUUGCGUUUGCGCUCAUCUGCUCUCUGGCUAUGUUGGCGUUGUCAAUGCGCGUGACACACGGGAUGCAUGGGCAAAACAAUACAACACCUAUCAAUAGCACUGGCGUUCUACAAAUAAUUUGGCUAACAAAUCGCCUCCGUGUCCUAACUGACCUCAUGAGCGAUGUAGAAGAUCCAGGAGAGGAUAUCCUUCGUGCCGCUGGGAUGGUUGAUGUGGACUUUCUGCAGGAGUUGAAUGACGUGCAAGCCGUUGAUUGUUAAUAGCCGUCACCGUGGCCUUCCACCGGAGACGAUGGGAAGCGCGCCAACAAAAUCCUGUUCGUCUUGAACGUCAUCGACAGCCGAAGCAGAGGCGCUUGUCACCAAACAAAGAAAUAUGCGAAGUAUGUACAUCAAUUCAGCUGUAGAAAUAGCCUAGUGUCCACUGCUGCUACAAAUAUAUGUAGCUGAUCAACCUCAUCCGAGGGUGAUGAUAUCUGCAGCGUCUGCCUCUGUGACACUAAACCAAAGAAGCAUUUUUCAAUGG
Molecule: messenger RNA, 2596 nt
Organism: Suillus clintonianus
Lineage: Eukaryota; Fungi; Basidiomycota; Agaricomycetes; Boletales; Suillaceae
Exons: 10
Coding region: 253-2331 (692 amino acids)
Source: RefSeq, a predicted model, not a curated record